Messenger RNA from Phragmites australis (common reed), 1408 nucleotides. Its product is annotated as probable cinnamyl alcohol dehydrogenase 5. The transcript has 5 exons. Gene Ontology annotation, molecular function: cinnamyl-alcohol dehydrogenase activity; zinc ion binding. Bases 111 to 1214 code for a protein of 367 amino acids. The record is from RefSeq and is a predicted model, not a curated record. Lineage: Eukaryota; Viridiplantae; Streptophyta; Magnoliopsida; Poales; Poaceae. Gene Ontology annotation, biological process: lignin biosynthetic process.
CGAUCGCCUGCAUCCCAAAAACGCAAAGCAACCUCUCUCUCCUCUCGAGCCGCACCGGCAUUACGAACCCUAAUCCAAGAAUCCUUCGAGAAGCUUCGAGCGGCGGAUCGAUGGCUCCCACGGCGGCGGAGGGAGCGAAGCAGCAGCACGCGAGGAAGGCGGUGGGGCUGGCGGCGCGCGACGCGUCCGGCCACCUCGCCCCGCUCACCAUCACCCGGAGGAGUACCGGAGAUGAUGAUGUAGCGAUAAAGAUCUUGUACUGUGGGAUCUGCCAUUCUGACUUGCACAGCAUCAAGAACGAAUGGCAGAACACCAUGUACCCAAUCGUCCCUGGGCACGAGAUCGCUGGAGUUGUCACGGAGGUGGGCAAGAAUGUGAUCAAGUUCAAGGCCGGCGACCGCGUCGGCGUGGGGUGCAUGGUGAACUCGUGCCAGUCCUGCGACCUCUGCAACGAGGGCUUCGAGAACCACUGCCCUGGCAUCAUCUUCACCUACAACUCCGUCGACCACGACGGCACCGUCACCUACGGUGGCUACUCGAGCAACGUGGUGGUGCACGAGCGGUUCGUGGUCCGCUUCCCGGACGCCAUGCCGCUGGACCAGGGCGCGCCGCUGCUGUGCGCGGGCAUCACCGUGUACAGCCCCAUGAAGUACCACGGGCUGAACGCGCCUGGGAAGCACGUCGGCGUGCUGGGGCUCGGCGGGCUGGGCCACGUCGCGGUGAAGUUCGCCAAGGCCUUCGGGAUGAAGGUGUCGGUGAUCAGCUCGUCGCCAGGGAAGCGGCAGGAAGCCCUGGAGCGGCUCGGCGCCGAUGCGUUCGUCGUCAGCAAGAACGCCGACGAGAUGAAGGCUGCCACGGGCACCAUGGACGGCAUCAUCAACACGGUGGCGGCGAACAUCCCCAUGGCGCCGCUGAUGGGCCUGCUGAAGCCGAACGGCAAGAUGGUCAUGGUCGGUCUGCCCGAGAAGCCCCUGGAGAUCCCUCCCUUUGAUCUUAUCAUGGGGAACAAGACUCUUGCCGGGAGCUGCAUCGGCGGCAUGAAGGACACGCAGGAGAUGAUCGACCUGGCGGCGAAGCACGGCGUGACGGCGGACGUGGAGGUGGUGGGCGCGGACUACGUGAACGCGGCCAUGGAGCGCCUCGCCAAGGCCGACGUCCGGUACCGCUUCGUCAUCGACAUAGGCAACAGCAACACCCUCAAGGACUCGGAGUGAUCGAGCUGCAUGCUUUACUAAUCUGCUAGUGUGUCGUCGAUAGUUCUGCUGCUGCUGCUGCUUGGCUUAUGAUGAACCAGCCGUGUAUUUGUUCGUGUCAGUGUAUUGUCAGCAAGGGGACGGAUAUUUGUAGUAUAUUCAUGACUGUGUUGGCUGUGUUAAGUUCGAGGCACCUUCACAUAUCAUAUACGUUA